ACCGAGGCAAUGGAUGGAUUGAACCAUUCUGUGGUGUCUGAGUUUGUGCUUCUGGGACUCUCCAGUUCCUGGGAGAUCCAGCUCCUCCUUUUCCUCUUCUUCUCCACGUUGUACGUGGCAAGCCUGAUGGGAAACCUCCUCAUUGUGCUCACGGUGGCCUCGGACUCUCAUUUGCAAUCUCCCAUGUACUUUCUGCUGGCCAACCUCUCCAUCAUGGACUUGAUAUUUUGUUCAAUCACAGCUCCUAAGAUGAUUUAUGACCUUUUCAGAGAACACGAAACCAUCUCUUUUGGAGGCUGUCUAGUUCAGAUAUUUUUUAUCCAUGCAGUUGGAGGCACGGAAAUGGUGCUGCUCACCGCCAUGGCCUUUGACCGAUACGUGGCCAUAUGUAAGCCCCUCCACUACCUGACCAUCAUGAGUCCACGUAGGUGCAUUUCAUUUUUAUUUGUAUCCUGGAUUAUUGGCCUUAUUCAUUCAGUGACUCAGUUGGCUUUUGUUGUAGACUUACCUUUCUGCGGCCCUAAUGAAUUGGAUAGCUUUUUUUGUGACCUUCCUCGAUUGAUCCAACUAGCUUGCCUGGAGACUUACACAUUGGGAUUCAUGGUUACUGCCAAUAGUGGAUUUAUUUCUGUGUUUUCUUUUUUAAUUCUGAUGAUCUCUUACAUCUUUAUUUUGGUGACUGUACAGAAAAAAUCUUCAGGUGGUAUAGCCAAGGCCCUCUCUACUCUGUCAGCUCAUGUCACUGUGGUGGUUUUAUUUUUUGGGCCACUGAUCUUUUUCUAUUUGUGGCCAUUUCCUACUUCACAGUUGGAUAAGUUCCUUGCCCUCUUCGAUGCAGUAAUCACUCCCUUUCUAAAUCCGGUCAUUUAUACUUUUAGGAAUAAAGAGAUGAAGGUUGCAAUGAAGAGACUAUGCACUCAGUUUGUGAAUUAUAGUCAACUUUCUUAA
Messenger RNA from Echinops telfairi (small Madagascar hedgehog), 948 nucleotides. RefSeq names its product olfactory receptor 4F6-like. NCBI's taxonomy places the organism in Eukaryota, Metazoa, Chordata, Mammalia, Afrosoricida, Tenrecidae. The transcript has a single exon. Gene Ontology annotation, cellular component: membrane. The record is from RefSeq and is a predicted model, not a curated record. Gene Ontology annotation, molecular function: G protein-coupled receptor activity; olfactory receptor activity. The coding region runs from base 10 to 948 and encodes 312 amino acids. Gene Ontology annotation, biological process: G protein-coupled receptor signaling pathway.